Messenger RNA from Rhagoletis pomonella (apple maggot), 389 nucleotides. RefSeq lists its product as uncharacterized. The transcript is spliced from 2 exons. The annotation marks the transcript as partial. The record is from RefSeq and is a predicted model, not a curated record. NCBI's taxonomy places the organism in Eukaryota, Metazoa, Arthropoda, Insecta, Diptera, Tephritidae.
AUGAAUUCCUCGUCCAUCAGAUCAGUGCUUUUGUAUUCUGCUUUAUUAGUGUUAAUAGCUAGUCCUGGCGUAUUUAAUGCCGUGUGGAAUGAGAAUAUCCUCUACCACAACCCUAACGUCAGCUAUGUUUAUUCGAAUACGCCGUAUGAGGAGGCGCAAGAACCACCAAGCAUUUACAGACAGUCGCGCCGCAAUCCGUUGAUCGACGCCUGCACCACAAACGAGGGCACUUCGGGUACAUGUCUAACGCGGUUCAAUUGCAUGCGUCAAGGCGGCACACCGAAAGGAUUCUGCACCAGUUAUGGCGUGUGUUGUGAGACAAACAUUCAGUGUGGCCGCAAUUCGAAUUUGAAGCGCACCAUAAUCAAAAAUCCCGUCCAGCUGCCAAC